AUGUUAGUCCCUGAGUCACCCCGAAAUUCUUCGGGUCAACGCAGGGAGAAACUUUUCCGAAGUCUGUCCCCUUCGGGAAGCUGGUUUCUGUUUCCACGGCAACGCGGCGUUUGUCCUCGUGGCUGCGAGAGGGCGGAACCACAGAGAGACGACGGCUCAUCGGGAGUCCUGAAUGAUUCAAAGAUGGUAAGGGAUCCGGGCUAGAACAGGGUUUAUUGUCUGUUGCAGCCAUUUCAGGACGGCGUCUACUACCCCUACAGCAGUGACACCCAAGGGAACCAUUCGUCAGCAGGGAUCCCAUCCCUCUUGAAUUCCCCACUCAGCCAGCGCUCAGUAAAGGUCCAGUCUUUACUGGGAAUGGCUCCAUCCGGCGCGCCACCCGCCAUUAUGCCUUUUAGGUUCCGCCAGCGUCGGGAAAGUGUAGAUUGGCGGCGGAUCCACGCUGUAGAUAUUGACCAGGUGAUCAGCCAGCUCGAGGUGGAUGUCCUUCAGGAGCACAUAAGCACCGUGACCUUCUGCAGCUUGGACGGGGAGCGGUGUCAGCGCUGUCAGAGCCCUGUGGACCGAGCGCUCAUCAAGAUCCUACAGCUGGCUCAGCUUACGGUGGAGUGGCUCCUCCAUUGUCAGGAAUGUCUCACAGUCAAUCUGCAAGCAGCGGAGGAGAGGUUGGCGAGCGCCAACAUGCAGCACGAGCAGCUACUGGCUCAGUUGAAGAAGCAGGACGACAGCAUGAUGGCGAUGACGGCCGAGCUCAAGAACCGGAGGAAAAUUAUACGUAAACAGCAAAGCCUGUUCGCGCCACAUAUCACCAACAGCCAAAAGUGUGCAUUUUGUAACAAGAAGUUCCUCACCACUUCAUUUCUUCAGAGUCACAUGCAGAGGCGUCACCCUGACGAGAAUGAUAUGCAGUUACAAUCAAACAGUGAAGAGAAAUCACAGAUACACUACUUGAAAUCGGAGAUGAACAGCCUAAAAGAGCAGAUUAUUCAACAGCAACAGACACUGGAAGCCAAAACGGCUGAAAAUCAAAAGCUGCAACGACACAUAGAAGAAAGUGAACUACAGAUACGAGAAAGUGAGAAGAAAUCUCAGAUUGAAAGCCUCAAACAGGAGAUUAAAAAUUUAAAGGAUCUUAUUCAACAUCAACACAUCAUACAAACAAGAACAGCAGAGGAUGAAAGGCAGCAGUCCAAGGACAAAGACGUGCUCAAAGAGUUGGAUCAUUUCAAAGCAGUGGAAAUGGUACACAUUCAAGCCAUUCAAAAGCUGGAACAGCAACAAAAACAGCAGGACAAAAAAUGGGAGUCCAGGCUUGGAAAAAUCACAUCUAUUCACGAGGCAGAAAAGAACGAUUUGCAAAAAGAGUUAAACAGAUUGCAGUCAACUGUGAUGGAGCGCCAGGAGCAGAGCAAGAGGCAGCUGCAGGAGAUGCGGAGGAAGUUGCAAGAGAAGGAGCAAACCAUCCGGGAUCAAAGGGAGCAGAUCCUGACUGCAUCUUCAAAUCCUGCUACUAAAAUACUCAAAGUACCAGCAAGUGCACCAGCCCCUGAGCCUAAACCAAAGAAAGUUAUACUUGAGGAGCUCAUCUCUGUUACUCAGCUGGAUCCAAUACAAGAGCUGUCAGAAGAGGAGCAAGACUUGACCAGCAUCCAGGAGAAGAAGCCGGUGGAGAAAAAGCCUCAAACUUUUACAGAGAAGAAAAACAAGGUGUCCACUAGAAAGAGCCCAAACAAAACUGAAAUCAAGCAACAAAUUGAGCAGGAUGUAAUGACGAAGCUUGAGAGCCUGGGAAUGAAGCCGGAGCAGAAUAAACUCAAAUCCAAGGAUCUCAGGUCCAUUCUUACAAAUUUGCGCACAAAGCAGCAGAGCCUUGGAAAGCAAUUGCCUGACUAUUGGCGCCAUCGUGUGGACAUAAUAAACACUUUAGAGCGGAAGUUGGCCCUGAAGUGGAAGGACAGCCACCAGUCUCCAAACAAAUCCAGACAUGCUUUUCAGGUGUUUCAGACGCGACCUCGAGCCAGCAGUUUACCCUCAAGGGUGAUCAAGGGUGUCUCUGAAGUUGUAGCUCGACAAGCUAAGACCCCCCAACCUGCUCCAAGAGUCAGGACCACCAUUCAACCAAAUACAUCUACACCCAAUUAUAAAGCUGCUCAGAGAGAACUUGCUCACAAAACGCCACCUUUCAGUUCUUUUGUGGAUUCAGACACAGAGGAGGAUGAGCUCCUUCACCAUCAGUGGGGCAGACCUUCCCAAGCAAGAGUACUUAGAGAGGAUGCAAUUGAAACCAAUGCAAGAAAACCCAAUUUGAUCCAGGCGAGACCGGUUCCAACUGGGCUCUCACCCUCCAUAAGCCAACUGGCCGUAGGCGUGACCAAGACGGCGAUCAUGGAGCUAGGGAAUGUCGAUGAUGAUGAGGAGGAUGAUGGUGACGACGAUGAUGAUGACGAUUACGCUGAUGACUUCUCAGACGUCAGUGAGUUGCAAGAGAUUGUUCCCGGGCAACUCCAGAGUUUCAAAGACCAGAAUGGUAAUGUAAAAAAGACAAGCUUUGCAACAGAAAACAAAGUCAGUGACCUCGCAAGGAAAAUUGAGGAACAGGUUUUAAAUAAAUCGACAAAGAAACCAGUAGGUGGAGUAAGCAUCUUACCGGAGUUGAAAGAUGAGGUUCAGGAAUUCUCUUCUUCAGAUCUCGAUGAGAGCAGCGAAUAUGCAUUUGAUGACAAAAAAGAUAAGAAACCGCCUCACAACUCUGGAACGAUGAUGAAAAGCCAGGACUCAGUCAGCACUAGCGUGUGGGAGUCCUCCACAGGAAAAGACACUUCCUUGGGAAAAGCUCCCAAAUCAGGAUUGCAGGAAGCCGGAACAGGAAGCACCUUCAAGAGCAGUCUGGACCUCAGUGACUCAGAGGAUUUAAACAUUUAG
Molecule: messenger RNA, 2922 nt
Organism: Nerophis lumbriciformis (worm pipefish)
Lineage: Eukaryota; Metazoa; Chordata; Actinopteri; Syngnathiformes; Syngnathidae
Source: RefSeq, a predicted model, not a curated record